AUGCAGUCGCCGGCAUCAUCGGCAUCAUCGGCAUCAUCGGCUGUUGAUCUUGCCUCGAAAGUGCAAGGGGAGGCUGCAGAUGAAGAGACAAAUUCCGAAGAUGUUUAUUUGGUAGAGCGAAUUUUGGAUGAAAUUUCUGAUGAUGACGGGGUUAUUUAUUUCCUUGUCAAGUGGCAGGGAUAUCCAACGGAAGACGCUACAUGGGAGCCGCAAGAGAACAUCAUCGACGAGGGCCUGAUUGCAGAAUGGAGAUCCAGAAAGGCGCCUCCAAGUUCUGCAGCGUCUAAGAGAUUCUGCCUCGACAACGACCUCAACACUGUUAAAAAGAAAAAAAACAAGCAUAUUACGAGGGAGCAAAGAAAGUUUGAUGCUCGAUCAGAAAAAAAAGCCGCCAUCAAGCUGAAAGAAGAGAUUCCGGGUAUGAAACAAAAAACUCCACAACCUGUCAGCUCACCGGAUUCGAAUAACACCAUAAAUGAACAGCACGAAAUAUCGAAAGCCCAAAUGUCUACGCAUUCUCAAGAAUCCUCGCAAAGGGAUAGCGAAAAGGUUCCACGGCACCUUUCACUCGCCAUCUCCGUAAACAUGGACCCAGUAAAGUGGAUUUCCGAGGUCAGGCAAGCUUCCAAUGCAUCCAUUGGCAUGAUCUCUUUUCUCGACGCAAAAAGUAGACACGAAUCCAAGUUCAAGGAAUGGGUCGCCUGCCAAUCCGCCAAGAUACUCAUUUUUUGUCCAACAUCGCUGAUGGAAGAGUGGCGCGUCGUGUCGCGAUCGUCGUCGGCAUCCUGUCGCCUUCGUAUAGAACCUCCUUCAGCGGCAUUUUCUCUCUCUUCGAUGCAGAAAAAAUGGGAAUUUAUUGUCCUGGUAGAUCCGGCGUUGAAACUUAUUAACCGGCCCAGUUUUGAUGAAAUUCUUUCUAUCAAGCACGGCUUUCUUUUGGUUGUCACAAAAAUUCCAAUUGCAGAGCAGGAGCUGCUGAUAGACGAUCCUGCGAUCGCCAAACUUACUUCUACUUUUUGUCAGCUUCCAUUGUUAAGGUUUUUGCCGCAAAAAAUCAAGACUUCCAAGAAAGCCCCUAAAUUGGAACAUACAUCUUCUGCAUCUUCACAAUCAUCCUCUGGAGGUGACAUGCACAUGCCCGAAACAUUAAAAGUCUCUUCUUUCAAAACGCCAUUGCAUACGCAAAGUCAAACUUCAGACACACACAACACAAGGUCUAAACCCCAAGAGUCGGGCAUCAAGCAACAGCCGCCAAAAAAGCUUCCUCCCCUGCUCACUGCAGAGCUAGCAGAGCUAUUUUCUCAGUGUGACGACAGCCAAGAUUCACCUUCCAGAAUUGCACUGCCAAAUAGCGGAUUGGAAAUUCCAAAAGCAUCUUUCCCUUUUCACGAAAUAUCUGUCGACAAGGACUGUGAUUCCGAGCCUCCCCCUCUUCCAAAAACCUCCAAUCAACAACAGACCGCACAAAAUGGUACUAAAAUUACCACUUUACAGCAGGAAACCUCUCCGCUUUCUCUUCCUAAAGAAUUAUUGGUCCCAAGCUUCCGGGAUCAACCAGCUACCGUGCUGCCAACACAAUCCUCAAUACUGCCACCGACACAAAUACAAAUUCCAACAGAGGAUCAAAUCAACCAAAGCAUUCCACGAGCAUUUUCUGAAAUUCCAAAAACACAUUGCUCAACCGUGACGCCCAUUAACCCAACAGGCUCAACCGUGACGCCCAUUAACCCAACAGGCUCAACAGUAUCUACGGAUGCAAUAUCGCCUGGCGAACAAGCAGUAAUGAAAGCUACAUCUGUUUCGAUGAGCUCAAAUGCUUUAGCAUUACUCUGUGCACGCCCGGAAAAUCCGACUGCAGCAUGCAACUCUUUGCAGAUUUUGACCUUUUCUCCAGUAGCACUGGCCGAUUACAUCAAUCGUGCAAAGCAAAUCUCAGAAGAUGCCAAGAAGGCUCUGUUGAUGAUCAUCAAUCCACAAGAAGGUGCAUGGACCCUUUCCUUGCAGCCGAUCGCAAUUGCUGAGCUUCCGUCAAUUCUUUUUCAAUUCAUCUCGCAAGCACAACGGAGACAAGCCCAGGGUUGGCUUUUUCUUGCCCUACACACUAAAACCGAAACAUUUCGCGCUGUUUUCAUACCCAAAGAGCUUCUCAACGAUUUGCGCCUGACGGCCAUUGGUACCCAAUCGACCGCGAUUCCACAGAUUCUCUCUUCAUCUGCUCAUCAAAUUUUGACCGCACCAUCAUCAAAACUUCCCGUUUCUGCCGAAAAAAAUACACAUGUUCCUGCCCAGGACACUGGUGUACCUUCAAAGCGAUCUGGGACUUGGCCUUCAUCCCCACGUUCCAUACCAGCCCCCAUGACCCCGUUAUGCGUGGACGAUACUGUACCAUCUCAAGUCGGCACCCCUUUAAAAGCUUGCUCGAUGCAGUCAUUGAAGACAAAGCCGGCGCCUCUCGCUCCUACGUCCUCAUCUCUUCCACAAAGUGAAUCCGUCCACGUGGUGAGAAAUCAAGGGCAUGCAAAACCCCUUAACAUUCCUAUUGAAACACCUGUGGCUCCAAAGUACCCGCAUCAUAUUGAAGAGCUACUCCCACAGGCGCGUAUUGUUGCCUCUGUAUCUACACUGGCGUGUACGUCUGUCGAGCCCCUCAUGCCGGUGGCAAGUGAAAAUCACCAUGCACCAGCUGUAAUUAGUACUAUAUUGCCGCCCCCAGUAGUGGCGCAUCCUGCCUCAACUGCUGUUGAGGCGGAAAUAUUGCCCUCGCCGACGCCGAUAACGUCAAAAACAAAAAUUUCAGAACGUAAGUUGCCGCACAAAUGCCACUGGAUUGGAUGCUACUUUUCCACAGCCCAUUGGAAUCUUCUCAAGGAGCACAUGGGGCUUCAUCUACCCGUAUCGCCGCCAUGCCAACUUGAUGGAGAAGGCGUUAAUAGAUAUGUGUCUGAGCCUCCAGAGUCGCUUCUGGCGCUUCAGGCAAGAUGCCUGGCUACUUAUCAACAAUGGUCUCUGCAGCUGCUGACCGAAAAUGACCGGCUUAAGUGCUCAAUUGAUAUUUUAAAGACUCAAGUUGCUUCUCUUCUUGCCCGAUCGCAAAGCAAACGUUAG
This is a messenger RNA of Mitosporidium daphniae, 3105 nucleotides long. RefSeq names its product chromo domain-containing protein. Gene Ontology annotation, biological process: chromatin organization; negative regulation of transcription by RNA polymerase II. Gene Ontology annotation, molecular function: chromatin binding. The transcript has a single exon. Gene Ontology annotation, cellular component: pericentric heterochromatin. The record is from RefSeq and is a predicted model, not a curated record. Bases 1 to 3105 code for a protein of 1034 amino acids. NCBI's taxonomy places the organism in Eukaryota, Fungi, Microsporidia.